AUGCAUCUUAUGUACUCUCUCGACGCCCAAGGCAAGCGUGUCUACACGCUCAAGAAGGUCCUCAGCGGUGAGGUUACCAAGUCUGCCCACCCUGCCCGUUUCUCUCCCGAUGACAAGUACUCUCGUCACCGUGUCACCCUGAAGAAGCGCUACGGUCUUCUCCUCACCCAGCAGUCCGCUACCCCUGCUCAGUAG
This is a messenger RNA of Penicillium nucicola, 195 nucleotides long. Its product is annotated as H/ACA ribonucleoprotein complex subunit NOP10. Gene Ontology annotation, biological process: rRNA pseudouridine synthesis; positive regulation of telomerase RNA localization to Cajal body; snRNA pseudouridine synthesis. Gene Ontology annotation, molecular function: telomerase RNA binding; box H/ACA snoRNA binding. Bases 1 to 195 code for a protein of 64 amino acids. NCBI's taxonomy places the organism in Eukaryota, Fungi, Ascomycota, Eurotiomycetes, Eurotiales, Aspergillaceae. Gene Ontology annotation, cellular component: box H/ACA telomerase RNP complex; box H/ACA snoRNP complex. The record is from RefSeq and is a predicted model, not a curated record. The transcript has 5 exons.